Messenger RNA from Vollenhovia emeryi, 1772 nucleotides. Its product is annotated as odorant receptor 82a-like. The coding region runs from base 12 to 1175 and encodes 387 amino acids. Lineage: Eukaryota; Metazoa; Arthropoda; Insecta; Hymenoptera; Formicidae. The transcript is spliced from 6 exons. Gene Ontology annotation, biological process: sensory perception of smell; detection of chemical stimulus involved in sensory perception of smell. Gene Ontology annotation, molecular function: odorant binding; olfactory receptor activity. The record is from RefSeq and is a predicted model, not a curated record. Gene Ontology annotation, cellular component: plasma membrane.
UGCAAAACUAAAUGAAGCGGCCAAGCACCAUCAGCCGCCCGGUCGAAAUCGGCCUUCGUUUCAUCGGCAUGUGGCCGGAUUCCGCUUACGCGACUCUUUAUUGGUUAAUUUACAUGGCGACGAUGGUGAUAGUGCAGUAUUAUCAGUACGCGUACGUUCUCGCGCAUUUUGACCUGAGCGAUAUCCCGCUCCUCAUGGACUGUCUCGGUCUUACCCUGGCGUACACUCUCGCCUUUUUCAAGCUCUUUGCCUUAUGGUGGAACCGCCGGACAUUUUAUUACAUUGUAAAAACUAUGGAUCGGGAUUGGAAAGAGUGCGUUAUCAAUGAUUCGUAUCAGUCCACGAUGAUGAGCGUGGCGGAUCUGUCACGUCGUUGCACCAACGUGAUGAUCAGUAUCAACGCUUUAGCUGCGUUUUUUCUAUCAAUCGGCGAGCACUUGCUUCAGUCGAUGGGCAACGCCGCUAAAGUUGACAAUUAUUCUCGAGAACUUCCUAUAAAGAUGGAGUUUCCUUUCGACGUCAGCGAAUCUCCGACUUUCGAAUGCUUUCUGAUCGGGCAGUUCUUUUACGAAUUGGUGCUGGCUUCUAUAGUUGGUAUGAUGAACGCGUUGCUCGUGUCAUUGAUACUUCACGUAAGCGGUCAGAUUGACAUUAUGCGACAAGACAUAGAUGAAAUUUCCAACAGUAAAAACGACCCCAGCACAUCUUUAGUUGUUAUCAAAAGCCUCAUUUGCAAGCAUCAGAAGAUUAUUAUUUUAUCAGAAAACAUUGAAAAUCUGUAUACAUAUAUUGCACUGAUGCAACUUUUGUGGAAUACGUUGGUCAUCUGCUGUACUGGUUUUGUCAUUAUAAUUACUCUUGGUACCAACGACAGUGGGACGACUUCGAUCAAAUCUGUGAGUUUUUAUUUAGCCAUCACUCUGGAAGUUUUCAUACUCUGCUUUGCCGGAGAAUUUUUGAGCGCCAAGAGUAGGUCAAUUAGCGAUGCGAUAUAUGAGUCCCUUUGGUAUAAUAUGCCACCGACGAACAGUCGCAUUUUAAUGUUUGUAAUACUAAGAUCGCAGAAACGAUUGACGAUUACUGCAGGAAAAGUCGUCGAUUUGACAUUGGAAGGAUUUACAAGCAUUAUGAAGGCAUCAGCUUCUUAUGUAUCUGUAUUAAAUGCGAUGUAUUAAGUCCAGAAUGACGUUUGUUAACUACUAUAUGUGCGUAUUCAUUGCUGUCUUAGCCACAAUAAUUUUAUCAGACAAUCGUUACUCUUGUCCCGAUGAAACACAAGUUAAUACAAAAGAGGGCAUCAAAUUACUUCAAUAUAAAUUAAUCUCUAUGUGAAUUCGGCAGAUAAUUAUUUCUGUAUGGUAACUAAUCUAUUUUACAUUUUUCUAUGGAACUUCAAUUUUCUAUAUAAUUUCUAAUAUAUUGCCAAUAAAAAUUGCAGAUUUAAAAGAAAGGUGUAUGAGAACACACUUCAAAAUAACGUCAAAGAUUUGUCCACGUUUGUAAUAUUUUGCUCCAAAUUGCAGCCGUUGCACUCACUAAAUUCUUCAUUUACAUAUCUUCCUUUCUUUAUUAAUAUAAACAUGUAAUUAUUAUUCGAAUAAUAUAAAUUGUAUUAUUGUAUAACUUUCACUUAUCUUCCUUAUAUCUAAUCAUGUUCCCGGAAACACAAAAUUCUAUAUGCCUGUACAUUACAACACCACAUUACAAUAGUGUUGCAUAUAUGAACAGAAUUACUUACUAUUGUUCGCUUUUAAUACUUUAACAAAUUGGAA